This is a messenger RNA of Aspergillus ochraceoroseus IBT 24754, 652 nucleotides long. RefSeq names its product MICOS complex subunit MIC10. Gene Ontology annotation, cellular component: mitochondrial inner membrane; mitochondrion; MICOS complex. The transcript is spliced from 4 exons. The record is from RefSeq and is a predicted model, not a curated record. Lineage: Eukaryota; Fungi; Ascomycota; Eurotiomycetes; Eurotiales; Aspergillaceae. The coding region runs from base 103 to 378 and encodes 91 amino acids.
AAGCUCGAAACCGCCGCAACCCGAUCACCUCCAUCCCAAAAACCUCCUUGACGCUCGCUCUUUACCCAGUUCAAUUCCCCUCCCUACAUCAGAUCGAUCGCAAUGGCCGACUCGAACGAUCCCCAGCCUGUCUCCCGCUCGACCCAGCUGGUCAGCGAGGCUCUGCUCAAUGAAAAGUGGGAUCGUGCCAUCUCCUCCAUGAUCAUUCGCUCCUCCCUCGGUCUCUCCUUCGGUGUUGUCUUCUCAGUUCUCCUGUUCAAGCGCAGGGCCUGGCCCGCGUGGGUUGGUCUGGGCUUCGGUGCCGGACGUGCAUGGGAAGAGGCUGAUUCUUCCUUCCGUCGGGGUGAUUCCCCCGUCCGAGAUGCUCUGCGCCGGUAGAGUUGGGGGGGGGGGUUGGAAGGAGGGGGAUUUGGCAUGCAGCAUGUGUAUGUAUGAUACCUGUAUAGGUGGAAAGGGAAAAUACCUCGGGACCAAGGCAUGAUUUACUACACAGUUUAGAAGAAAUUCUAGACUUGAUUGAUUUCCCCCCGCACUAGAAUGCACUUCUUUUCAUUCUGUUUUGAUACUUCUUUCUCUGUGAGAUCGCUUGCAUUCUCUAUAGUUAACUCUCCAUCUGCUUUCUUUCGUGUAGGGAGCUAUCCAAAUGAUGAAG